AUGGGAUCUGACUGGGAUUCGGAAAAAGUUACGCCUCCCAAGAGUGCGAAAGAGUGGGAUGGCCCGCAGGAUGAAGCAAAUCCGCAGAACUGGUCACUGGCGAAACGUCUGUAUCACAGUCUGAUACCAACAAGCAUAGCAUUCCUCUGCCCUUUUGGAUCAUCGGUGUACACUCCUGGCCACAUGGAGGUCAUGUCAGACUUUGGCGUGAACCGAGAAGUCGCUCUGCUGCCAUUCGUAUUUUACUUGUUGGGCUUGAGUUUCGGUCCCGUACUGGCAGCUCCCCUGAGUGAGACCUAUGGCCGGGAAGUAGUGUACCUCUCGGCAUUGCCCAUUUCGGCAGCUUUCACGUUAGGUGCCGGAUUCUCCGAGGGCAUCGCUUCGUUGAUCGUAUGUCGCUUCUUCGCAGGGCUAUUCUCGAGUCCGGGCCUCAGCAUUGGAACUGGCACACUCUCCGACAUUUGGCCUCCGGAAAAACGCGCUGUUCCGAUGGCCAUGUUCAUCAGCAUGGUCCAAGUCGGUCCAGCUUUGGGACCAUUGAUCGGUGGAUAUGUUACCAUUGAGAUGUCCUGGCGCUGGACGCAAUGGGUCAUACUCUUCGGCAUGGCUUUCGUUCUGGGUCUCACACUGGGAAUGAAGGAAACGUACAAAGCAGUCAUCCUGAGCCGUCGAGCCAAGGCAUUGGGGAUCGAAGGGCCGGACUUGCCUCAUGCCAACAAGACGAGGAUAGAAACGAUCAAGUUCUUUGCAACGAAGACAAUUGUCAGACCCCUGCACAUGCUCUGCACAGAGGUGAUCGUGACUCUGUUCGAUCUUUACGUUGCCUUCAACUUCGGGCUCCUCAAUGCCUUCUUUGCAGCCUUCAGCUGGGUCUUCCAGAAUGUCUAUGGGUUCGGUCUGGGCAGCACCGGUCUGACGUACCUUGGCCAGCUUGUGGGGACAAUCGUAGGGCUUUGCAUCAUGCUGUACAUCUCAGUCGUCAAGUGGCCACGCGAUCUGGAGGCCUUGAAACAAGAAGGAGGUUCCAAAUUGCCGCCCGAGCAUCGACUGCUGAUUGCAAAGAUUGGUGCACCUUUGCUGCCAGCGUCACUAUUUCUCUUUGGCUGGACAGCCCGCCCCUCAGUGCACUGGAUAGCACCAGUCAUAGCAGAAGGGCUGUUUGGCUGUGGCAAUCUGUUGAUCUUCACAACAGCCAGCCUGUACUUGACAGACUGCUAUGGUGCAAGAUACGGCGCCUCAGCAUGGUCGUCGAACACCUUUCUGAGGUACCUGUUUGCGUUCAUCUUUCCACUGUUUGCAGUUCAGAUGUACGAAGGCUUGGGCACGGGUUGGGCAACCUCCCUGCUUGGGUUCUGCUCACUCGCUCUUGUUCCGAUCCCCUUCGCCUUUGACCGGUAUGGCGCAAGGUUGAGGCGAAAUACAGCCUAUCCCUCCGGAGAAUGA
Messenger RNA from Cercospora beticola, 1443 nucleotides. Its product is annotated as MFS transporter. Lineage: Eukaryota; Fungi; Ascomycota; Dothideomycetes; Mycosphaerellales; Mycosphaerellaceae. Gene Ontology annotation, biological process: spermidine transport; transmembrane transport; spermine transport. Gene Ontology annotation, cellular component: plasma membrane. The record is from RefSeq and is a predicted model, not a curated record. Gene Ontology annotation, molecular function: spermine transmembrane transporter activity; spermidine transmembrane transporter activity.